Molecule: messenger RNA, 732 nt
Organism: Nanorana parkeri
Lineage: Eukaryota; Metazoa; Chordata; Amphibia; Anura; Dicroglossidae
Product: talin-1-like
Exons: 4
Coding region: 55-489 (144 amino acids)
Biological process (GO): platelet aggregation
Cellular component (GO): plasma membrane; focal adhesion
Molecular function (GO): actin binding; integrin binding
Source: RefSeq, a predicted model, not a curated record
GCCAAUGCCGUGGACGAUGGUCAGUGGUCUCAGGGACUUAUAUCUGCAGCUCGCAUGGUUGCCGCUGCCACCAGUAACCUGUGUGAAGCCGCCAAUUCUGCGGUGCAGGGCCACGCCAGCGAGGAGAAGCUGAUCUCAUCCGCCAAGCAGGUGGCCGCGUCUACAGCUCAGCUUCUGGUGGCCUGUAAGGUGAAGGCCGACCACGACUCGGAGGCCAUGAAGAGGCUGCAGGUUGCCGGGAACGCUGUGAAGAGAGCGUCAGACAACUUGGUGAAGGCGGCGCAGAAGGCGGCGGCAUUCCAGGACCAUGAUGAGACGGUGGUGGUGAAGGAGAAGAUGGUGGGCGGCAUCGCUCAGAUUAUCGCGGCUCAGGAGGAGAUGUUACGGAAGGAGCGGGAGUUGGAGGAAGCGCGGAAGAAGUUGGCGAUGAUCAGACAGCAGCAGUACAAGUUCCUGCCCUCCGAGCUCCGAGAAGACGCGCAGAACUGAGCGCCACGGGGCCACCAAUACCCCUCCCCCCCCCUCUGACUACUGCGGUGUAACCGGCUUCUCCCGCUCACUAACCUUUCCUUCACACCAGCCUCAGUAGCAGAGACUUCAUUAUCCAGCGGCAUGCUGGGUGUCGGGGCCACUCCCCCUCCUUACCCACAAUCCUGUGCUGUCCCGGGGUGGAGGGCGUCCACUCACGUUGUAACGGUUCAUAUUGUACAGGCAGUGCCUUAUCGCCAUGAC